Messenger RNA from Solanum lycopersicum (tomato), 969 nucleotides. Its product is annotated as carboxylesterase 1-like. The record is from RefSeq and is a predicted model, not a curated record. Lineage: Eukaryota; Viridiplantae; Streptophyta; Magnoliopsida; Solanales; Solanaceae. Gene Ontology annotation, molecular function: hydrolase activity.
AUGUCUGAUCCAAAUGUUGAUCCUUAUGGAUACUUGGGAAUUAUUUUCAACACUGAUGGCUCUAUCACACGUUUCCAAAUCCCACCUCGUCCAUUUUUUACUACUAUUCCUGAUCAUGAUCCCUCUGUCUUUAUAAAAGAUCUUGUCAUUAACCCUGUGAAAGACACGUGGGCUCGUAUUAUCAUCCCUCGUGAAGUACUCAACUCGGAAAAUAAACUACCUCUUGUAGUAUAUUUUCAUGGUGGAGGAUUUGUAAUGGCAAUUACUGUAAACACACCGAUUUUACAAAAAUUUUGUGCAACACUUGCGGUUGAAAUUCCAGCAAUAAUUGUAUCGGUUGAUUACCGAUACGCCCCCGAAAAUCGACUCCCAGCAGCGUAUGAUGAUUGUGUGGAAUCGUUAUAUUGGAUCAAAAAUACCCCUAACGAGCUGUUGAAAAAAUAUGCUGAUUUUUCAAAGUGUUUUCUAUUGGGCACUAGUUCUGGUGGCAACAUAGCGUACAACGUAGGACUACGUGUAGCUGGAGUUGGUGAAAAUCUUAAGCCUUUAGAAAUCAAAGGGUUAAUUUUAUAUCAUAGUCUUUUUGGUGGAAAUGAGAGGACAAAAUCGGAAUUAAGAUUAGCUCACGAUAAGAUGCUGCCCCUUAAUGUGAGUGAUAUUAUGUGGGAGCUAGGGUUGCCUAUUGGUAGCGAUCGCGAUCAUCCAUAUUGUAAUCCGAUGGUGGAGAUUCGAUCAAAUGAAAAUUUGUUUGAUCAAGUGAAAAUACAAGGUUGGAAGAUUCUGAUCAUUGACUGUGAUGGUGAUCCUUUGGUCGAUCGACAGAUUGAGUUUUCAAAGAUGUUGAAGGCAAAAGGUGUGCAAGUUGUGGAUUGUUUUAGUGAAGGAGGAUUUCAUGGUUGUGAGUAUUUUGAUGGCAUGAAGUUGAAGGAAUUGACCCUUGUUGUAAAGGAAUUUAUGAGAAGUAAUUAA